Molecule: messenger RNA, 874 nt
Organism: Glossina fuscipes
Lineage: Eukaryota; Metazoa; Arthropoda; Insecta; Diptera; Glossinidae
Product: paired box protein Pax-6-like
Exons: 4
Coding region: 70-759 (229 amino acids)
Molecular function (GO): DNA binding
Source: RefSeq, a predicted model, not a curated record
UAAAUAAAUGACAUUUAGUUCAAUUUCGCUGAAGUCUUAAUAAUAAUACUCCGUUUCUAAUUUUGUGGGAUGAUUCAGGUAUGGUUUUCGAAUAGACGGGCGAAAUGGCGCAGAGAAGAGAAACUACGCACACAACGACGGCCUGCGCACAAUAUUGGAAACAGUAGCCGAACAAGUGCUGAAACACCUUCUAACAAUAGCUCCAUACCAAGUACAAGAAUUACAAAUUCAGUCUUAGGAAGUAUCGCAGACAACAAUUCUUCUAGUCAUACCCCAAAUUCGACUAGCGCCAAUGCAACAAAUAGCGAAGCAGCAGCUGCUACUUCUACGGCCCUUGUAACAGCGAGCAGUAAUAGUAGCACCAAUGUUAUUGAAGGCGCUGAAGGUCAUACGAAUUCGGUCAGUCCUCCAUUACAGGCUGUUGCUCCACGUCUUCCACUGAAUACUGGAUUUAAUUCAAUGUACUCUCCUAUACCUCAACCGAUUGCAACAAUGGCAGAAAAUUACAACAUUUAUAUCUAUCCUCACGUACAUUCUAGCUCAGUGACAUCAUCACUUAGUUCUAUGUCGACGUCAUGCCUGCACCAAAGAGACAGUUAUCCCUAUAUGUUUCAUGAUCCACUGUCGCUUGGCUCUGCUUACGUGGCCCACGCACGUCCGUCGUGUAACCCAUCUGCAGCACAUCAGCCGUCAGCACAACACUCUGUUUAUGGCAGCAACACCAGUGUCAGUGGAAAUAACACCGUGUAUACUUUGUAAAUCCAUUUAUUUUCUACGGUAGAAAAUCAAUCGUUUACUGGCGUGUUGUCGGCCGGUGUGUCCGUUCCGGUGCAAAUCCCCCCUCAAAAUAGUGGUGAAAUAAAUGGCACCAAUU